Bacillus rossius redtenbacheri is the source of this 2673-nucleotide messenger RNA. RefSeq names its product tyrosine-protein kinase-like otk. NCBI's taxonomy places the organism in Eukaryota, Metazoa, Arthropoda, Insecta, Phasmatodea, Bacillidae. Gene Ontology annotation, biological process: synapse organization. The coding region runs from base 1 to 915 and encodes 304 amino acids. The record is from RefSeq and is a predicted model, not a curated record. The transcript is spliced from 6 exons. Gene Ontology annotation, cellular component: neuron projection membrane.
AUGUCCAAUGUCAGCCGUUUAGACCAGGUAUCUCCGAACCACGAGACCUAUCAUGUCCUGAAGUCCGGCUGGAGCGCCGCGCCGGGGGCGGAGCGGCGGCCGCGCCACGCCUCCGACACGCCGCCGCCGGCGGGGGCGGCCGAGUGGAACGACCUGGCGGCCACGUUCCCGCCGCCGCCGGCGCGCUUCGCCACGGACAACUCCUCCGUGGUGACGGCGCAGACGGGCAGCACGGCCACGCUGCCCUGCGUCGUCAACAACAUCGGCGAGGGCAUGGUGUCGUGGAUCAGGAGGAAAGACUUCCACCUGCUCACGGUCGGCCUCACCACGUACACGGGCGACGAGAGAUACCAGGCCAUCCACGCGCAGCACUCGGAGGACUGGACGCUGCAAAUAAAAUUCGUUCAACACAGGGACGCGGGGCUGUACGAAUGCCAAGUGUCCUCCCACCCGCCGAUGAGUAUAUUUAUAGAGCUUAAAGUGGUUGAGGCGCGCGCGGAGAUCUCCGGCCCGCCGGAGAAGUUCCUGAAGCUGGGCAGCGCGCUGCGCCUGGUGUGCGCGCUGCGCCAGAGCACCGAGCCGCCCGUCUACGUGUUCUGGUACCACAACAACCGCAUGAUCAACUACGACGCGGACCGCGGCGUGAACGUGAGCGCCGACCGGCCCGCCAAGACCUCCACGCUGCUGAUCGGCAGCGCGGCGCGCGACCACUCGGGCAACUACAGCUGCGUGCCCAACAACGCGCAGCCCGCCAGCACCUACGUGCACAUCCUCAACGGAGAGAACCCAGCAGCCAUGCAGCACGGCGGCAGAGGGCUGUCGUGGCUGCGCUCGCCAUCAGCGUGGUUGCUGCUGGUGUGCCUGGUCGCCUCCUGGUCUUCGAGGAGCUCGCCCCGAGCGAUCCACCUCCCUUAGCAGCGCCCGGCCUCACCUAGUGGGGGUCGACCUCCCUUAGCAGCGCCCGGCCUCACCUAGUGGGGGUCGACCUCCCUUAGCAGCGCCCGGCCUCACCUAGUGGGGGUCGACCUCCCUUAGCAGCGCCCGGCCUCACCUAGUGGGGGUCGACCUCCCUUAGCAGCGCCCGGCCUCACCUAGUGGGGGUCGACCUCCCUUAGCAGCGCCCGGCCUCACCUAGUGGGGGUCGACCUCCCUUAGCAGCGCCCGGCCUCACCUAGUGGGGGUCGACCUCCCCUAGCGGUGCCUGGCCUCACCUAGUGGGGGUCGACCUCCCCUAGCGGCGCCCGGUCUCACCUAGUGGGGGUCGACCUCCCCUAGUGGUGCCCGGCCUCACCUAGUGGGGGUGGACCUCCCCUAGCGUCACCCUGCCUCACCUAGUGGGGGUUGACCUCCCCUAGCGGCGCCCGGCCUCAUCUAGUGGCGGUUGACCUCCCCUAGCGGCGCCCGGCCUCACCUAGUGGGGGUCGACCUCCCCUAGCGGUGCCUGGCCUCACCUAGUGGGGGUUGACCUCCCCUAGCGGCGCCCGGUCUCACCUAGUGGGGGUCGACCUCCCCUAGUGGUGCCCGGCCUCACCUAGUGGGGGUGGACCUCCCCUAGCGUCACCCUGCCUCACCUAGUGGGGGUUGACCUCCCCUAGCGGCGCCCGGCCUCAUCUAGUGGCGGUUGACCUCACCUAACGGCGCUUGGCCUCACCAAAUGUGAGAUGAUAUCCACUGGUGGGACCUGGCCUCACCAACAGCGGUCGACUAUCUUUAUCAAACGAACAGCCUCGUCUGGGAGAACCCACCGCCCAUUCCAGCGGCGGAGCGGUUUUCUGCCUGCGGCGCUCAGAAUCUACUAACAGCGGCCAACCUUCGCUAUUAGUGCGCAGCCUCCUCUAGUGGAACAGUUCACAAGAUCCAACAAGGGUUGCGGAAUAUCCUAGUGACGACUGGUCUCACCGUUGGUAUUCUAUUUUCCCCAUCAGCGCACAGCGCCGUCUAGUGAAACCCACGUUUAUUCCUACAGCAGUGGCCGUAUUCCGCUAGUUUCUCUCAGUGUCAAAUGUUAAAUGCUGAACUUUCUUAUCACCGCAUGGCCUCGCGUAGCGGGAAAUCAAAACCACAGCAUCAAACUACUGAGUCCGAGUUCCGUUAGUGGCAACUGGUGUCACCUAUGUGCGAUCCACAUAUUUUAACGUCUGCUGAUUAUUCGCGCUGUUCUACAUCAUCAGUGCUAGCCCUGGAGCUGAUACUGAAACGCGCUGGCUCUUAGAUCACACAGGGAACAGAGGGUGGAGCACACAGGCUACCCAGGUGGCCCUGAAACAAAACUGCUCACAUAAAUAUAUUACUGUCAGAAAUCACGAUUCUUGGACACACGAAGAAAGGACAUUUUUCAAGUUAAAAAAUCUUAAUGAAAAAUUAUAUGGCACAAUUCAAAGCCAAAUACUUUUCAGUGUGCGUAAAAACGUUUUAGACUGUUAAAAAUUUUAAAUGCAGACACAUAUACGUAUUAAUUUAUCUUACAAUGUUUACACAAUUUUUUUUACCAAAUAAUAAGCAGAUAAAGGGGAAUUAACAAACUAACGACGGAAAUCCCAACAUAUAAUUGGUUUAUGCACAUCCUAGCAGAGAAUUAAGAAUUUGUAACUGUGUAAUGUUAUUUAACAACUAUGUUAAUAAAUUUAAACCAUCACUUAACAUCCAACAAGAAUUUUAAAAAGAUAUUUUUUU